CAGUCUAAACACGGCCCGUUCUCAACUAAUUACUCAAUGCCACAUUAUAAUUGAGUCAACGAUUCCGAGAAAAAAUAAAUUAAAAAAAUACAUGCACUUGGUGAGAAAAAUAAUUGGACGAUUUAUGAAAUCUCUGUCAGAAGUGUCAUUCCUCCCAGCUUUGUGGUUUCGGAGUCUCGUGGCACUUCAGAGAAGAUGAAUCAACAGUGAAUCACUGAAGAAGAGGAGAGAAGGAGGAGAGAGGGACUGAAGGAGGAGAGUGGGGCAUGUGUAUAAAAUCACUUCAGAUACCUGCAUCUCAGAUCAGUGGCUUCAGGAGCGCGUGCAGUCUGACACACUUCAUCUGCUGCAUUGCUUUACCUUGUUUUUAUUUUUAUUUAUUUAAUUUUUUUUAUUCAAGCUACAAAUAUUUUCCCCCUCUAUCUCUAUCUCUCUCUCUCUCUCUCUCUCUCUCUCUCUCUCUAUAUAUAUAUAUAUAUAUAAGCAUAUAUAUCACUCUCGUGUGUUGCUCUUCAGGCAAGAGUUUACUGAAGCACCGGAGAGCGCAGGAAAAUAACGGGCUUUGUUUCAUUUCAUUCAGAACUCUUUCAAAACCUCAGAAAGAAUAAACGGAUCCGAGCGGAAUCAAGGAUUUGCGACAAUUAAAAUGCAUCGCAUUACACGGAGAGUCGAUCAGGUGGCGGUGCUGCUGUUGUUGCUGGCUGCGGUCGGGUUCGCUCAGGUGCUGGACCGAACGCUCAUCCUGUCCCAUGAGAGGAGCUCCAUCGAGAGGACAUACGAGCUGACCAAAUACCUGGACCACCAGCUGAAGGAGAUCAGAGACACUUACCUGUCCUAUCUUGGCCCUCCAUUCAGCGAUCCCGGCUUCUCUCCUCCACGUCCCAACAGCUCCGCUCUGUCCGUGCCCAGCGCAGCCACGCGGGUGGACUUGUGGCGAGGGCUGGAGAACGGCGCCCGUCUGGCGCAGAACCAGCGGGCGUACAGCGUUCUCCUGUGUGCCGUGAGGGAGCUGGCGCGCUCCACCCUGUGUCCGUACCUCCAGAGCUCCCUCCUGCACUUCUGCUCCGGCCUCAGCGGGCUGCUCGGCUCCAUAUCCGGUCUGAUGAACGCCCUGGGCUACACCAACCUCCCGCCCUCCACGCCCGCUCAAGGAUACGCCCCACUUCUGUCCUCACAGUUUCAGGGCGAGAGCGAGAACAGCCCCGCUCCUCUGCGGAGUUACGAGCCUCGAGGCAUUCAGCCCGCCUCGGGCGUGAGAGAGGGAACGACUCGGGCGGAUCUCAAGCGGGACAGAGAGAGGAGCAGGAGAGGAAGGAGAAAAGAAGGAGAGAGCUGGGCCGCCGCAGAAGAGGGAGAGAAGGAGGAAGGAAUGGAGAGAUGGGGCAAACGGCGAAGACUAUUGAGUUUGGACGAAGAGAAAACGAUACAACUGAACAUGAACUACACCGCUUUAAAAUUCGGAGAUGGAUACAGAAAGCAUCCCGUACUCUUUUCAUCACCAUCUCUCCAACAUCGUCGACCCGUUCGCUCCAUUCCCUCAUCUCACGCCGGUCUCUCUCCUCUCUCGCUCCUGUAUCAGUACGGAGGGCCGGUCGCUGAGGUCCACUCUCUGCUGGCGGCCCCCGUGUUGUCGUCCCGUCCCGCCCCGAACGACUUCUCACGGAAGGUGGAGGGAUUCUGGGUUCUGCGAGAGCUGCAGAGCUGGCUGUGGAGAUCGGCGAAAGACUUCACCAGACUGAAGAAGCGGCUGCGCGUUUGAGACAGAGCAACGGCUCCGUUCCAAAACCUAGCGAGCUGCUUUCUAACAGGGCAGCGAGAUUUCUCAAGCAAAAAACGUUCAUGGCGAUAUAAAUGGCGAGCUGUGAGGGCUCCGAGGUAUUAUUAGUACUUUUUUCAUAUUCAAAAAUAGAAUCGGAAGUUCUCUGAAUGAGAGUAAUUAGCACUUUAAAACUCCUCCUGUGAAUGUCUGCAUGAAUAAUAGACGGUUUGCUUAGACUGGUCAGUGUCUACGGUGUGAAAAUGAUGGAAAAUGAUUCACAUGAACGUGGGUUGAGCCUCUGCUGUGUUGCCAGAUCCAGUUAUUAUAAGCGUCUUUGGGCUUCUUUUUUCCACUUAAUGUGACACUUUAGGAACUUAAAAAAGGCGGGAAGCUGCAGGUUAGGGUUAGCGAUAUCCUCAUCUUGAACUUAUUUUGGUUUAUUCUAUUUUUGGCCGGCAUGUUUUUGCUUGCUUCUGUAGCAAUACCUGGCAACACUGCACUUAAACUGACAAUAAUAGUAGUACUUAUAUAAAAUAAGGCCACAGAGAGCAAGGGCAUGUUAUUGCAAGACAAACACAGUGAUCUUCAUGAUAUUUUCUGAAGCGCUAUCAAAAAAAGCAGCAGUUUAACACUAGUACACAGUAGGUUACAGAAUGAAAUAUACAAACACUGGCCAUGAAGAAGCCUAUGCUAUUUCAUUCAGUUUAGCAGUUAACCUUUCACAAAGUCAUGCUUACACAUUCAUUAGAGCACUAGACAAAAAACUUCUUAUCAUAUAGCAAUGCUUACUAAUAAAAAUCAGUAAUAAGUAAAAAAUAAUAAUACAAUUGUCCACUCCUAACCUACAGUAAAGCUUUAACAAAUUUUAAUGCAGUAUGAUGUUAUGUAUACAGAAUAAGGUCUAACUGAACAGCGUCCAUCCUCCAAAAGAGAGAAAACAUCUUUGUCUGUCUCUUUAGUGUAUAUAAUGAGUUGCAUUUAUUAUUUAUUAUUGCACAGUUCUGAACACCCCACCCCAGACCUCACUAAUACGGCCAUGGAUGAUGUAUGAUGCACAGCUCAAACAGUUUUCUGUUGGUCCGUGUGACCGACGUGAACCCGUUGUGAAAUCUGCGUGGGGAGAUCAGCUCGCUAGGUUUCGGCGCUGAGCAGAAGUGUGUGCGAAACCGACUGAUUCACGCUCUGUGGAUGGAGAUCUGAGGAUCUCAGAUGGUCACGCUUUGCGCUAAAUCACCAAACAGAAAAGAGCCGCCAGUACGUCACGGACAAAGGGAAGAGAGCGCUCUUUGAGAGAGCCAGACGUGAUUCAGCAGAAGGAAAGUGAAUCACGCUCGGCGUCAUGCAGUAGUGAAAGGGUCAACGGGCAAAAGUGGAGGAAAUGUGGCAUAAUCAAAGAAACAAUGGAGAGUUUUUUGCUGCCUCACAAACUGAGUCAGUAAUGCCUCACUGACACUGACUCGUCUUUUUCCAGACACACACAAAUACACACCUACACACUUGGAAACGCAUGCACAGAUCUGAUGUUCAGAUGGCGUGUGUGCGAACAGAAAAGGAAACAUGUGAAAGUGUAUACAAGGCACAUGUUGAUAGAAAUGUACAAUAGUAAUACCAUGGUGUUUUUGUAGAAACACUGAGUGCUGUGUAAAUACCAUGGUAUGUGAAUAAGAUCACAAUGCAGUACCAUAUUUCAAAGAUCUAUGGCAUUACUAUGUUUCUGGGCAUGGCACCAUGAUAAUAUGUUUAGUUUAGUUUUUUUAGAAAUGUACAAUGGUAAUACCAUGGUAUCAAAGGGUCAUGUUAUUUUGGGGUAUGGUACCAUGGUAAUAGUAGUAAAGUAGUAUGGAGUAACAUGCAAAUACCUAACCAUUCAGUACCAUAUCCCCAUGUUUUUUACAUGACAGCUAAGAUGCAUUGGUGUUUCAUGUAUUUAAUAAUAUACUAAGGUAUUUACCUGAAACUCCAGUGUAGCUUCAAGAAUGUGUGAUUAAAAAGAAAACACACACACACACACACACACACACACAAAAGCACCAUAAUAUGACAGUGUUUGUACCGUGGUAUAGAUCAUGGUAUUAUUGUGUUUUUGAACAUAGUUUCAUAUCAGUCUGGUUUUUGACUAAUAUUGCACUGUAUUCUUUAAUAUACCGUACCUUGGAUAUAAAUGCCACUGUAUAUAAAUAUAAUAAUAAUACAGUCCCAUAACAUAUGUCAAAGUCCUCUAGUAUUACCAUUUUUUUACCAUGGUACCACCACACCAUGACAAGGGAUUCUACACAUGAGCGUGAGUUAUAAUGCAGAUGAGAGGGUGUAUAAAUAUGAGUGUUUGUGUACAGUCUGUACAGUGAUUUCUGUAUCUGUGUAUAUGUCUGUUGUAUUUAUUUAAAAUAUUUAUUUCUCUGGGGUA
Cyprinus carpio (common carp) is the source of this 4163-nucleotide messenger RNA. RefSeq names its product cardiotrophin like cytokine factor 1 (gene clcf1). NCBI's taxonomy places the organism in Eukaryota, Metazoa, Chordata, Actinopteri, Cypriniformes, Cyprinidae. The record is from RefSeq and is a predicted model, not a curated record.